AUGGUGGUGGCUUCCACAAAUUCUAUUAGGAGCGAAAAGAUCAUACCCAUUGAGCUUCCUGUGGUGGACCUAACUGCUGAAAGAUCGAUGUUGAUAAAACUCAUCGUGAAAUCAAGCGAAGAAUAUGGUUUCUUCAACGUGAUCAACCAUGGUGUCUCUCAUGACAUCAUAGCUAAAAUGGAAGAAGCAGGUUUUGAUUUCUUUGCCAAACCAUUGGCCCAAAAGAAACAAGCAGCGCCUGGUAACCCUUUUGGUUAUGGUUGCAAGAACAUAGGUUUCAAUGGAGACAUAGGUGAGGUCGAGUACCUUCUUCUCAAUGCUAAUGCUCCUUCUAUUGCUCAGCCGUCCAAAAAUAUCUACAAUGACCCAUCAAACUUCAGCUCUACGGUGAGUGCAUACACAGAUGGUGUGAGGGAGCUAGCAUGUGAGAUUUUGGAGCUAAUGGCAGAGGGUCUGGGGGUCCCUGAUACAUUGGUUUUCAGCAGGUUGAUCAGGGAGGUUGACAGUGACUCAGUCCUCAGGCUCAAUCAUUAUCCACCUAUACUCAACAAAGACUCCAAUCACUGGGACAAGUCACCCUCUUACAAUAGUUGCAAAGUUGGAUUUGGAGAGCAUUCUGACCCUCAGAUCAUAACCAUCCUUAGAUCCAACGAUGUGGGUGGCCUUCAAAUUUCUCUUGAAGAUGGGGUGUGGAACCCAGUCACUCCUGACCCCUCUGCUUUCUCUGUUAAUGUGGGUGAUCUAUUAGAGGUUAUGACAAAUGGAAGAUUUGUAAGCGUGAGACAUAGGGCUGUGACAAACGCAUGCAAGUCCAGAAUGUCGGUGGCAUAUUUUGGGGCUCCACCACUUCAUGCCUGCAUUGUUGCUCCACCAGUUAUGGUUACACCACAGAGGCCCUCACUCUUCAAACCAUUCACUUGGGCUGAAUACAAGAAAGCCACCUACUCUCUGAGGCUUGGAGAAUGCCGCAUUGACCUUUUCAGGAAGUGCACACAAGUGGAGUAAUAGGUCAUGAGCAUUCAAAAGUAGAUUUGGUACCAACACCAGAGUGUAAAGUUUUUUUUUUUUUCCUUUUGUGUUUUCCUCUGGUGUCCUUAAGAGGGGGGGUAAGUAUAUACUUUUACCAAAAUGUGCCAACAAAUUUUUUCGUUGAGUGGAACUGUGAAAGUUAACUUGAUAAGGGAAACAAAGUUACUG
Messenger RNA from Gastrolobium bilobum, 1197 nucleotides. RefSeq names its product gibberellin 2-beta-dioxygenase 2-like. Bases 1 to 1005 code for a protein of 334 amino acids. The record is from RefSeq and is a predicted model, not a curated record. The transcript is spliced from 3 exons. Gene Ontology annotation, biological process: response to light stimulus; gibberellin catabolic process. NCBI's taxonomy places the organism in Eukaryota, Viridiplantae, Streptophyta, Magnoliopsida, Fabales, Fabaceae.